AUGAGGAACGCCUCAGCAGUGACUGAGUUUAUUUUGCUGGGCAUCCCGCACACAGAGGACCUGGAGACCAUGCUCUUUGUUCUGUUUCUGUCCUUCUACAUCUUCACCCUGGGGAACCUGCUCAUCCUACUGGCAAUUGUCUCCUCCACUCGGCUGCACACUCCCAUGUACUUCUUCCUAUGUAAACUGUCUGUGUGUGACAUAUUUUUUCCCUCUGUGAGUUCCCCCAAGAUGCUCUUCUACCUUGCAGGGAACAGCAGAGCCAUCUCCUACUCAGGCUGCGUGUCCCAGCUCUUUUUCUACCACUUCCUGGGUUGUACCGAGUGUUUCCUGUACACGGUAAUGGCCUAUGAUCACUUUGUUGCCAUAUGUUACCCUCUGCACUACACAAUAAUCAUGAGUCACAGAGUGUGUGCCAUCCUGGCCAUGGGCACCUCAUUUUUUGGGUGCAUUCAGGCCAUCUUUCUAACUACACUCACCUUCCAAUUGCCCUACUGUGGCCCCAGUGAGGUGGACUAUUACUUCUGCGAUAUCCCAGUGAUGCUAAAGCUGGCUUGUGCGGACACCUCGGCCCUAGAGAUGGUGGGAUUAAUCAGUGUGGGUCUCAUGCCCCUCAGUUGCUUCCUUCUCAUCCUCAUCUCCUACAGCUUCAUCGUUUACUCCAUUCUUCAAAUUCGAUCGACUGAAGGCCAACGGCGUGCCUUCUCCACCUGCAGCGCCCACCUCACUGCCAUCCUCCUCUCCUUUAUGCCAGUGGUUCUCAUCUACCUGCAGCCCACCCCUAACCCCUGGCUUAAUGCAACUGUUCAGGUCCUGAAUAACCUUGUCACCCCCAUGCUUAACCCCUUGAUCUACAGCUUGAGAAAUAAGGAAGUGAAAUAUUCUCUGAGGAAGGUGCUAGAGGAGAUGGCCCUCAUUCAUGAGAAGUGA
Messenger RNA from Capra hircus (goat), 930 nucleotides. Its product is annotated as olfactory receptor 149-like. Gene Ontology annotation, biological process: G protein-coupled receptor signaling pathway. Gene Ontology annotation, cellular component: membrane. Lineage: Eukaryota; Metazoa; Chordata; Mammalia; Artiodactyla; Bovidae. The record is from RefSeq and is a predicted model, not a curated record. Gene Ontology annotation, molecular function: olfactory receptor activity; G protein-coupled receptor activity.